This is a messenger RNA of Rubroshorea leprosula, 1025 nucleotides long. NCBI's taxonomy places the organism in Eukaryota, Viridiplantae, Streptophyta, Magnoliopsida, Malvales, Dipterocarpaceae. The record is from the annotation of a GenBank genome assembly.
GUUUCUGCUCUUCUUCUUUUCUUCUCCCCUGCAACCCGAGAAGAGCCACAGCCACGGUCACCCAUUUCCGGCCAGAAAUCCGGCAAAGCUUGGGGAUUUCUCCCUAUUUUCUUGUCUUAGAACACCUGUUGAACCCAGAAAAUCCCAGAUCUGCGUCUUCCUCCCUCUGCUGUCCGUCGGCUUCAACUUGUGGGUUUGGAAUUUCUGGGCGUUUUUCGCCCGCGAGUUCCCCUGCAGAAUUUCUUCUUCUUUGCCGCCGGCUUUUCCCCCUUGCUAGGCUCGGUUUUGCUUGCUAAAUUUUGGUAAGUUACCGGCUCUUCCAAGUCCAAUUUAUCCAUGUAAUUGUUGCCUUGUGUGUGUGUCAAAAUUGUGCCGGAAAAGGGGAUAAAUUCUGGUAGCCUUUAGCAGCCCUUUAAAUGUGUUUUGUUGUUUAAAUUAUGUGGGAAUUAGCUUGAUUAAUUGCUGUGAUGUUUUGUAUGCAUAGCCGGGCUUUAGUGCUGUUUUGCCAAGCUCGGUUUCUCCAUUUUGUCCGUUGAAAGUUUCCUGUUGAAAUGGAGGAGUUUUGGCAGCUUUAAAACAUGGCUAGUGUUUUGCCCAAAUUUUUGAAGUUACCGUCACUGUUCACUGCGGAUAACUGUUCACUGCGGAUAACUGUUCACGGGGUACUGUUCACGGGGUACUGUUCACGAGGUACUGUUCACACACCGAGGGUUAAUGAUUAACGGGGAUUUAAAGGUUUAGUUUGUGAUAUAAGAAUGAAUUUGGAGAUAUUUGAUCAUGUGGAGAUUGAUAGGAAUAGCAUCGGGAUUGGGAGUGAUUUUAAUGAUGAUUUCAAUUUGAAUUUGUGAUAGUCCGAUAAUUAAUUCUGAGGUGUUUUGAUUAGGUUCCUAAUCGUUCUGUCAGUUAGCAUUGAGAUUGAGUGCUCGGUUUUGUGCGAGUGAGGUAAGUAAAUUAUGGUAAAGCCCUUCGAUUUCAAAGCAUGUUUUCAAUUGUUUUUGAGAUGGUGGCAAGGUUUAAAUUGAUUU